AUGGCUCGACGAUUUUUUGUACAACUCGUCGUCGCUGCGAGCGCGCUCGCCGGCGCCGCUGGCGCCACUGCGCGCGGUUCGGAUCGCCGCAUCGCGUUGCACCGCUACGCGACGCGACGGCGCUGCGCCGGCGGCGCGACGGCCGAGGAGGAGGAGGAGGCAUCGCCGGCGGAGGCCGCGGCGGAGCCGGAGGCCGCAGCGGAGCCGGAGGCCGCGGCGGAGCCGGAGGCGCCGGCCUACGACGAGGCCGCCGCGGACGCGUUGAUCGCGCGCGUCGCGGCGUCGACGCCGGCCGCGCCCUGCGACUUCGGCGCCGCCGCCUUCGUCGCGGCGUCGUGCCGCGACGCGGCCGCCGUCGCCGCGGCCGCCGAGAAGCUCCGGAGCGCGCACGACCUGCACCUCGCGACGCUCCGCGCGGAAGCUGCUCACGAACUCGUCGCAGGCGCCGGCGCGCUCGCGUCCUUCGCCGCCGCGCUCGCGGACCUGCCCCGGCCGCGCGACGCGGCCGACGUCGCGGCGCUCGCCGUGGACACGGAGCUGGACUUCGUCGCCGCGGCGGAGGCGGCGGCGCCGCCGGCCUUCCGCGCGCGCUGGUCCGCGGACGCCGCCAUCGCCGCGCUCCGCGACGGCGUCGCCGCGAUCGUCGAGGACGACCUCCGCGAGACGGACCUCGACUUCGACGACUCGGAGCUGCCGACGCGCCUCGAGCGCCUCGGCGCCUUCGCGAAGCGCCACCGGGGGCUCGCGCUCCGCGCGGGCAGCCUCGCGCUCAACGUCGUCCAGGCCCGCGUCGCCGUCGCCGCGGCCCGCCGCGCCGCGGAGAAGCGCGACGACGACGUGCCCAAGUUCCCGCUCGGCUUCGGCGGCCGGCGGCUCCAGGCCGACCUGUCGCAGCUCCGCGACGCGUCGUUCGAGAAGACGACGGCCGCGAAGAUGACGACGUCGAUGCCGCCCUUCCUCAAGAAGCUGGGCAUCGAUAAGCCCGAGGACGCGGUCCAGAUGCUCAAGGACAAGGCCGCGGACCUCGACGUGAGCUCAGCGACGGCCUUCGCGGAGAAGAACCUCGACAUCGUCAAGGCCAAGCAGUCGGCCGCGCUCGUCGACGUCGCCGCCGCCGCGGCCUGCGGCCUCCUCUUCGCCGGCGUCUACGGCGCCGUCGUCUUCGCCCUGGGCUGGUUCGUCGCCGCGCCGCGCACGGCGGCCUACGACGCGGACAGCGACGACUACACGUCCUGCAUCGAGUCGACGCUGCCGGGCGCCGUCGUCGGCGGCCUCAUCGGCAUGCUCCUGACGCUGAAGAUUUUCAACCCGCUCACGGACGUCUUCGCCGUCCUCCUCCUCGCCAUCUUCACCGCCGGCGGCCGCGGCGGCAAGCUCUACCUCGACUCGAACAAGAUGCCCGCCGUCGACGACCUCACGAACGUGAACGUCGGCUCGCUCAAGUGGCCCGAGUUCUAG
Aureococcus anophagefferens is the source of this 1458-nucleotide messenger RNA. RefSeq lists its product as hypothetical. The coding region runs from base 1 to 1458 and encodes 485 amino acids. The record is from RefSeq and is a predicted model, not a curated record. NCBI's taxonomy places the organism in Eukaryota, Pelagophyceae, Pelagomonadales, Pelagomonadaceae. The transcript is spliced from 3 exons.